CAGGGUUCCGAAGCGGUCGCUGCGUGUCUCUAUACACAUACGGUCGCACUCAGCACUCUUCCAUCUGUACUUGUCAGCUGGCGCCACAUUGUCUGCCUAUCUCCUGGAGCCUUUGCUCUGCGCUUUCGCAAGCCAGCAGCGCGCUCGCCGGACCCUCGCGAGCGCUCGGGCGGCUGCCCCACGACCACACGGGCGCAGCAGCUCUUGCAGCAGCAGCAGACAUGCGAAUGAGCACCGGCGCUGGAGCAGGUGGCGGCGGCCGGGCAAACGCCAGCAGCCCCGCACCCUCACGCCUGCUGCCAGCCGCUGCGGCAUCAGGCGCCACCGCUGGCCCGGCGGGUCGCCCUGUGCCCACCUCACUACCCACUGCAGCCGCCUCGGGCACCUCCUUUCCUGGAGCUACUGCGGCUACUGCCGUGGCCGCUGGGUCGUCGUGGUGUGUGCCCCGGCUGCUGCGGCCGCUGGUGCUCAUAUGCGACCUGGAUGACACCCUGGUGGGCGGCGAGCUGGACAUGAGCGGGGGCGCAGAUGGGGGUGGGGGGUCCGGGAAGAAGGCGGCGAGGUGGUCAACGCAGCAGUGUAACGCCCACAGCGCCCAGCUGGCGGCGGCACUGGACACCUGGAGGCAGCGGUGGAGGCAGCAGCAGGCGCAGCAGGGGUUGUGUCAGAAGGAGGGCGGCGCCGCGUCAGGCCCACGUGCUGGCGGUGCUGGCGGCAGCGGUGGGGGCAGUGGGGCGCACCCGCCGUGCUGGUUCGUGGUCAACACCGGCAGGACGCUGCCGCUGUUCUUGGCCGCCCAGCGGGAGCGGUGCGGCCUGUUGGCCCAGCCUGACGUGCUGAUAUGCGGCGUCGGCACACGCAUGUACACACCCGCACCUGCAGCGGCCGCAUCCGCAGUGAUGGAGCCGCCGGAGCCAACACCCGCCGCAGCGGCUCCUGAGGACGCAGUCACUGGCCAGCAGUGCGACUGGCAGUGGGUCGAGCACAAGGCCUGGGCGGAGCACGUGGAGGGGUUGGUUGGCAGCAAUGGGGGCAGCAGUGGGGGCAGCAGUGACGACCUCGCUGCUGAGGAUGGCGAGGAAGGCGCCGACUGGCACAUCGGCCAGGUGACGGUGGCGGUGCAGGAGGUGAUGCAGCGGCUGGGGCCGGACAGCCUGGGCUGGCGCGGUGCCGAAGAGAACGAGUCGCUCAAGCUGACUGUGACGCUGGCGGUGGGCCGACUGGCACCCGGCCUGGUCGCGCUGGACGCUGCGCUGGCGGGUCGCGGUGUGAGGUACCGACUGGUGGUGGGGCCCAGCGACGAGCCGGGCCCGGGCUGGGCGUAUGCGGACAUUCUGCCAGUCCGGGCCGGCAAGCUGGCGGCGGCGACCUACGCUGCGCAGUGGCUGCUGCGGCUCGAACGGACGGGAGCGUGCGGCGGCGACUGCAGCGCUAUGGCCCCUGCCACCCGCGCUAGUGGCAGUGCGCAGGACAGCAGAACUGCGCAGCCCCUGCCUCCGGGUUUGGGCCUGGAGGCGGUGGUGGUGGCGGGUGAUGCGCCCAACGACUUGGACAUGCUGGCGGGUUCGCCACACGCCUCCAUUGCGGUGGCCAACUGCCACCCCACUGUGCGCCGCUUCGCCGCCGCCGCUAUGGCGGUCGAGGCCCCGACUGCGGCCGCCAGCGAGGCCGCAGCAGCUGACCGCCCCGCGCCUGGCAUCACGGGCGAUGGACGUGGCACCCUGAGGUCCACGCAGCCCCACCAGCCGCACUUGCAGCCGCUGCAGGCGGCCUGGGACGCGGGCGCCGCAGCGGUGGCUGGGGUAGCGGUGGCGACAGAGCUGGGGCCACAGGCGGGGGAGGCGGCACGGCUGCUACUGGAGCGCUGGAGGGACAGGCACGGCUGUGCGUCUGACAGCUCAGGCGGCAAUAGCAGUGGCGGCUCCGGCGGCAGCAAUGUGUGUGAGGGCUCAGGUCUCAGCCUGUCAAGCAUGAGCACCGACUGUGGUAGCGACGGGCGCAGCAGGGUUGGUACAGGCGGGGGUGGCAGUGGCGGGAAUGCGCUGCGGCCGCGGGUGCACCUGGCGCGGCUGCCGGCUGCAGGUGGUGUACUGGAGGGGCUGCGGGCUCUGGGGUACGUGGAGUAGGGCCCACACGUCGUGACAUGAUAGUGCGCGUUGCGUGAUGGCCUAGGCAGAUCUAUCAAAGAGGCGCGCAGCCGGCAGGUUGCACGUGUAGCUAUAUGCAUUUCGCGCUACGCCGUGUGCUGGUGUAGGGGAAUCCAGUUCCUGGCUUCCUGUGAUGCCCGGUGCGACGUACGGUAGCGUGACACUUGGCCUGCUCACCGGCAGUACCGUGUCGGGUAUCGAUGUGCGUCAAUGCCUCAAUGGAACGCAGCUGCUAGCGGCUAUCGGGCUGAUAAGACGGACUGGACCUGAC
Molecule: messenger RNA, 2418 nt
Organism: Chlamydomonas reinhardtii
Lineage: Eukaryota; Viridiplantae; Chlorophyta; Chlorophyceae; Chlamydomonadales; Chlamydomonadaceae
Exons: 6
Coding region: 228-2126 (632 amino acids)
Source: RefSeq, a predicted model, not a curated record